ACGGCCAGUCUGACGGAGCUCUUCCACGCUUACUAUGGCGAUGAUGUCUCAGCUGCCCGGUUCAUCAGGGCUGUUAAUUCCAUCGCUGCUGCGAACGUCAAGGGUGAUUCAGCUUCCCAGUUCAGAUACGAUCCUUCUGUGCAGGCCGAUGCCGAGACUCUAGACGGGUUGCACAGAGGAAUGGCCCAACGGUAUCCACAGAUCAUGACGUCCAUCCUCAUAGACGAAUCGUACCCAGCCGCCAGAUCGCUCCUUGGAUUCAGCCUCCAUUCGCUGCAGAAGUUCUACUCCCACUCCACCUGGAUCGAGCUGGGAAACACUGGAAUCAUGGAAGAUUUGGGUCUGCCUGGAUUCGCUGGAUUUGACAAUCCAGCUGGACCCGAAGAUGACGUUUGUACUCCUUGCGCUGAUGCUUAUGGCCCUUGCACAGGCAACGUGAUUCCUGGAGCCGGCCUGUCUUCGGGGUACUACACUUACGUCGACUCCAAAGCUGAUGGUAUUAUCAUCGAGAAGCCGAAGACAGGGGGAAAAUGCAGCCACGGUGGUGUAUUAGAUGACAGCGCAUCUGCUCCCGCUGAAGGAGGAAUUAAUAAGGACACAGCCUCUCCUUGUUUCUCUCCUCAUUACCAUCUUCACGAACAGGCUGCAGAACUGGCUGUGCAGGCGACGGACCACUAUCUCUCGGUGAUCCUCGACGCAGUGGGUGUCGAGAAAUACCGAAGUUUCUUCGACCUGUACUUCGGUUCAGCUCUCUCGAUCACCAUCGACACGACGGCCUCUAUGGGCAAGGACAUCGCAGCCGUGAAGAAACAGGUGGCCCAGAUCGUGAAUAAUACCAGGGCUGAGCUCUUCGUCCUAGUUCCCUUCAAUGAUCCAACCGUCGGUCCCUUGACAAGAACAUCUGAUCCCAAAGUGUUCAUGGAGGCUGUUAAUUCAUUAGAGGCGCAUCUUGGUGGAGACAUUCCCGAAAUGUACUGGACAGCCCUGCAGCUGGCACUUAGCAACACCCCAAACUUUGGAGACAUCUUCUGUUUCACUGAUGCCCCAGCAAAGGACGGAGAACUGAUGGAAGGGAAUAUAGCCAUUGCUGAACAACGUGAAAUAAAGGUGACAACAGUAUACAGUGAAGAGAGGUUCGACCUUAACAAAGUCAUCACGGACAUCGCCGAUUACCAGCGUUUGGCCGACAUCACCGGCGGCCUCUUCAUCCCGUCGGAUAAGUUCGAUAUCGACGCCAUAGCCCCGAUCAUCGGAGAAGGGGUCGAGAGUGCUAAUGUAGACAUCGUAAUUCUGAAGGCCGUGACUGGGCAUCAAGAAAUCGACAUACCCAUUGACGAUUCGGUCUUUGACUUCGAACUCCGGGUAGCAGGGACAGUCAAGAGAUGUCAUCUGAAAGAUAUGACUGGCAAGGUCUUCAACCUGAAGGACCAGGGCUCCUUGGAAUCCGAUCCUGACGUCGAGAUUGUCGUGUACACCGAAGGAUUCCGGGCAAUAGGGUUCCACAAUCUCCAUCAUGGGAAGUGGCGCCUCGAAGUGGAAUCCUCCGAUUUCUAUGAUAUCGUUGUCACGGGCAAUUCGACGCUGAACUGGGUCGGAGGUUUCUCUGUUCUGGACCCUUCACCGCCUCACCCCCAUUACAGGGACAUCAACGGAAGGCCCCUGACAAACACUGUCUAUUAUCUGGAUGUCCUUCUGAUUGGGUAUAUGGAGAGCAACGUUGAGGAUGUGAGCCACAUUGAAUAUGCUGAUGCAACUGGUACAACUUUGAGAACAAUCAACUAUAGUGGUGACAUAGAUGACGAAUUCUACAUACGAUCAGAGCCUCUCCCUGAGGAACCAUUCUACGUCAAGCUCUAUGGCCAUGUGCACUCUGGCAACGUCUUCUGUCGAAUUCUUCCUGUAAUGAUGGUCCCCGUGACUGCCAGUGUGGAGGUUCUUGCCAGAACUGAUGAUCUCUCUGCUCUUCCCGGAUACAACGCCCAAGCAGACUUCUUGGUGACGAACUACGGCAUCGAGUCAGACUUUGAUAUCACUGGGACUGAUGAUAAAGACUACCUGACCAUGAUGGUUCCUCCCAGAGUUCAUAUACCAACCAAUGGAUCAGCUACUGUGACAGCCCACUUUCACGUGGGUCUCAACGAAAAGCCAGGAACAGUUAGCACGGUGACUGUGACUGCCCAGUCACUCAAACAAACUCAGUCAGUGAACAGUGCAGUCACACAGUUUUAUGUUUUAUCCAAAGAUGACCUUGACCCUCCAACAUGUGUCUUGGACACUGAGCCAGACUGCACAGGAUUCAUUUAUAAUGGAAUAUGUGAUCAAAAGAACUGGACAGCUGUUGCUACUUUGCAAGAUAAAGGAUCUGGCCUGACAGCCGCCUAUGUCAAGCCCGAUGGACUUUCGACAGCUGUCGAAUCCUUCCCUCCAGGAUCAACGAAGCCUGUGGAGGUCACACACGUGUCGACGUGCUGCUCUCCGCAGUCGGAAAUCAUCGGAGUUGAUGGGGUUGGGAAUGUCGGGAAAUGCAAAAUUGAUAUGGGUGCUAUUGGAGGUUACAUCCUAGACUUUGAAGCCAUAGACGCUGGCACUACAUGGAUCUACUUACGCUGGACCCUGUCACCGACCAUAUACAAAAUUCACAAAUACUCUCUUCUAAUCGAUGAUGACCUUACAACUGAAUUUCCCUGUCCUGAUGCGACCUGCUACCACAAUGCAACUUACCUGGAUCCUUGUGCCAAGCACACGUUCCGUCUUACUCCUCAUUUCUAUAUUGAAACGCUGGAUAGAGCAGGAGCGCCUGCUCAUGUUGAUGCUAACACUUUGGAUAUUGAACCGAGUGCUCCCGAAAAUGGAGUUGUUUUAAACACAACUGAGUCUUCUGCCACCAUAGCCUGGGAAGCAAUGGGAACACAGUGUGUCAGCAAGUUCAAGGUCUGCUACCGCAAUUUCGGUGACCGUCCGACGGAAAUCUGCAAAAAUACUGUAGACACUAUGUUCUUGAUGUCUGACCUCGAAGCCUGCGCUGCCUACGAAAUAGUGGUUAGGACAAUAGGAUUGUCUGGGAAACCGAGUACACCCCUCGUCUUCUACCUAAAUACUGACGAAGCGUUACCUGGUGCCCCAAAGAAUGUAGAGGCUGUGAUGUCUACGACGGAUUUGGUUACAAUUACUUGGGAUGAUCCGGAAGACCAUGCUCUGUGCGUCGACAUGUAUACGGUCACCUACAAGAAAGCUGAAAACUCAAGUCAUGAAGUUUCAGUCCCCAGUUCCACCUUUAGACAAAUUGUUACCCCCUCGGCGGAUCACACGAUGACCAUUUACCCACUGGAGCCGUGUACUGGGUACAUCUUCAAAGUAGCCGCCGUGUCCCAGUCCGGAUUAUUUGGUCCAUAUGCCCUGAGGCAGGCCAGGACCCUUGAAGGAGAUCCAGGCCCCGUCUACUCAAUGGGCCUUAGCCAGGAAACCACCAGCUCCAUCUACGUGAACUGGGAUGCCCCGACAGCUUGUCUGGAUCAUUUCAGAGUCUGUUACUUUGACCAAGAGGAAGUUGGUGAGGUCUGUCAAAAUGUCGAUGAUACUUCGAUGAUUUUGUCGGAAUUAUACGCAUGUACGGAAUAUUUUGUCUCUGUCGCCUUGGUAACACCUUCCGGCAUCAUAGGAAACAAGACUUGGGCCAACACUAGGACUCUAGAUUUAGCUCCUGGAAUCCCCACCAACGUAUCCAUAGUGAAGGUGACAUCCCAUUCCAUCGACAUACGCUAUGACCCCCCUGCAGUGAACCCGCAAUGCACAGUCGAAUACGACUUUGAAAUCAUAGACAAGAGUGCCAAUCGAGUGACGUCUGGAAACGAGAAGCGGGUAGGCCUGGAUAACAUCUUCCAGCACCUGGAAGCCUGCACGCUUUACGAAGCCAGGGUCCGGGCCGUGUCGCACACAAGUCUCCACAGCGACUGGGCUGUUGUCAGCGAGGUCACCAAAGAGGACAUUCCUAGCGCCCCACAGAAUUUCGCUGUGACGUCUGUGACUUCUACUGCCGUGAACUUGCAGUGGUUCAGACCAGCUGCUAAUGACAGAUGCAUAGCGGAGUAUUACCUAGACUGGAGUGAAGGUUCUAUGUCCAUCUGUUGCCCUCUGAAAUUCGAGAUGGAGGCCUCAGUCACGGGUCUAAAUGCCUGCACCGAUUAUACAUUCACUGUCAAUGCAGUGACUCCGGAAGGAGCCAGUGGCGAGGGGUGGCCACUCUUAAAGUCAAGACUUCAUGUUAAAUGUCGCCGUAAUGCUUUCUUUACAUAGCCAAUAUAAAAGAUGUAUGUAAAUGAGCCCAUCUCCUUUAACCUUAGAAAACAGGUCCCACAGACACUCUGGUAUCAAGGAUUAACAAAAGGAGGUUGUAAAUGAUUGCGUAGAUUUAUGUAGUGUAAAAUGCAUACUGUAAAUGGUCAGUUCUUUUUUAAAUUUAGAAAAAAAGUUCUCACAGACUCUGGUAUCAAGGAUUAACAAAAGGGGGUUGUAAAUGAUUAACAUAAUCAGUGUAAAAUACAGACUGUCAGCGAUCCUAUCUUUAUCUUUGGAAAGCAAGUCCCACAGACUCUCUGGUAUCAAGGAUUAACAAAAGGCAGUUGUAAAUUAGUACAUAAAUAAAUCGAACAGAUGGAAGUUCUUCGAUUCUCCUCUGAUUUAAUCUGAUUUAAUCUCUCGUUCAUUUUC
This is a messenger RNA of Macrobrachium nipponense, 4707 nucleotides long. RefSeq lists its product as uncharacterized. Gene Ontology annotation, molecular function: protein binding. The record is from RefSeq and is a predicted model, not a curated record. NCBI's taxonomy places the organism in Eukaryota, Metazoa, Arthropoda, Malacostraca, Decapoda, Palaemonidae. The transcript is spliced from 26 exons. Bases 181 to 4293 code for a protein of 1370 amino acids.